Capsaspora owczarzaki ATCC 30864 is the source of this 712-nucleotide messenger RNA. RefSeq lists its product as hypothetical. The transcript is spliced from 4 exons. The record is from RefSeq and is a predicted model, not a curated record. The coding region runs from base 1 to 567 and encodes 188 amino acids. NCBI's taxonomy places the organism in Eukaryota, Filasterea, Ministeriida, Capsasporidae.
AUGGUUCUGAUGACGACCGCCGUGACGAUACUCGCCGUCACUCGUCAAGUGGACGAUCGAGUCGUCCGCGCUCAAGAUCCCGCUCCAGGUCAAGAUCGAGGUCGAGGUCGAGGUCCCCCUCUCAUCGCUCCACGACGUCCUCCUCCUCCUCCUCUGCUCGACGACGCAGGCGUUCGCGCACUCCAUCACGGUCUCGCUCUCGAUCUCGAUCUCGAUCACGGUCUCGAUCACCCGCACGGUCACGGUCGCAAUCACCGCGGCGGCGCCAGCAUCAUCGACGUUCGUCUGCUCGCUCAGACUCUGAAUCAAGCUCGUCCAGCUCGUCCGAUUCGGAUUCGGGGUCGGAUUCAGACUCAGAUGGAGGUGACCGAAGACGACACGAUCAUGGAAAACGCAGCUCGAGCCAUAAAUCCCACAAAUCGCACAAGUCUCACAAAUCGCACAAGUCACACAAGUCUCACAAGUCCCACAAAUCACAUAAAUCCAAGAAAUCAAGCAAGGACAAGCGUCGACACUCGACUGACGCCGAUCCCAACGUGCGGCGCUCGGCCAUCUCCGGUCAAGUGAUCAAGAUGCACGUCGAGAAAACAGAGGAUGAUUUAGAGAUGGAGAAGAAACGACAAGAGCUGCUCAAAUUCUUGAAUCAAAAAUACGAUUGAAAAAAACAACUGUGCAUAACUUUAAUGUCCAAGCAAAAAAAGACAACAUUCAG